Molecule: messenger RNA, 321 nt
Organism: Purpureocillium takamizusanense
Lineage: Eukaryota; Fungi; Ascomycota; Sordariomycetes; Hypocreales; Ophiocordycipitaceae
Exons: 1
Coding region: 1-321 (106 amino acids)
Source: RefSeq, a predicted model, not a curated record
AUGGUGUGCCACACUUUCCGAGCCGUGGCGCACCAGACCACAUUCUUCAUCAAUGGUUCUCGUGCACCGUUCCGUCAUGGUCCGUGGAGAGUCACGAACCAGAACCCCACGGGCAUGGCAUACAAUGCAACGCAGAGAGACAUCAUGUAUGUCUUUCCAAAGCAGAGGAACCCGGCUAGCCUUCGGACAAACUAUUGGGUAUCCUGGGCAAUACGCUUGUCUUUGACGACCGUGAUGCUGCCGGGUCGGGAUGAUUCGCCGCGCGCGCCUGCACUUCCCCGUCUCGGCGCCCCCGGACAGGUUUUGGUCAUGUUUGGGUAG